Messenger RNA from Spodoptera frugiperda (fall armyworm), 1757 nucleotides. Its product is annotated as chondroitin proteoglycan 2-like. Gene Ontology annotation, molecular function: chitin binding. Gene Ontology annotation, cellular component: extracellular region. The coding region runs from base 134 to 1375 and encodes 413 amino acids. Lineage: Eukaryota; Metazoa; Arthropoda; Insecta; Lepidoptera; Noctuidae. The transcript is spliced from 2 exons. The record is from RefSeq and is a predicted model, not a curated record.
CUUUUAAAUAUUAUCUGAUUGAUUAUCAUCGUGCAAUUCAAAUAUGAAAUGAACAAACUAUAAAUAAAAGUCAGUCGCUGCACAAACACAACCAGUAGUGCCUUCUUAAAAAUUGUUUAAAACACGCGUCAGUAUGAAAGGCAUAGCGCUGUUGCUCCUCUGCAUAGCUGCAGCUCAAGCGAGCCCGAUUUGCACUAUAGAUAUGGUUGGUGUUAUGUUACCUCAUCCAAAGUGCGACCAUUUUUAUACGUGUUUCUUUGGCAGUACAGCGGAACAAUACUGCGGAGACGGUCUCCUAUUUAAUCCUGAACUUCAAGUAUGUGACUGGCCUUUCAAUGUAGACUGCGGUGAUCGAAUUGUUCCCCCUACAAAAUUAAUCGCUGAGAAAACGACAAAAAUAGACAAUCGAUCUCCUGCUGAAAUUUGUGCGGAAGAGGGUUCUGAAGGUCUAAUUCUCGACCAUGAAUAUUGCGACAAAUACUACAAGUGUAAUAAUGGUAAACCCGUUACCAUGCCUUGCCCACCUAAUCUUCUGUGGUCUCAUGUGUUUUGUUACUGGGCCGAUCGAGUAGACUGUGGUGACAGAAUUAGACCAGAGGGCUUCGAUCAAGAACCCGAUGAUGGAGUAAACGACAAUUUAACCCCAGCUGAGAUCUUCUGCAACCAGCUAGGUACUUGGAAUGUUAUAUUCGCACAUGAAAAUUGCAAUCAAUAUUAUCAAUGCAUUUUUGGAAAACCUAUAGUAUUGUCUUGUCCGGCAAAUCUAUUCUACGACCUAGAAAAGCAUAUUUGUGAUUGGCCUGAAAAUGUCAACUGUGAUAACCGAAUUAAACCAGAUGGUAUAAGCAGUGGUAACCCUAACGACGAUGAUAAAGUCUCCGAGCAAGUAUCUGGAGGAAACAGCGAUCCUAGCCAAGCUCCUGCCAUCUGUGCCGCUGAAGAUUCAGACGGCAUUUUGGUUGCUCAUGAAAAUUGCAAUCAAUUCUACAAAUGCUCCGAAGGAAAGCCUGCAGCAUUGGAUUGUCCGCAAAAUCUUCUCUACAAUCCAGAAAAGGAAUAUUGUGACUGGGAAUGGAACGUCGACUGUGGCAACCGUAUUAAACCAGAUGACGUAAGCAAUGGAAACUCUAACGAAGACCCCGACCAAGGAUCUGGAGGAAACAGCGAUCCUAGCCAAGCCCCUGCCAUCUGCGCCGCUGAAAAUUCAGAUGGCAUUUUGGUCGCUCAUGAAAAUUGCAAUCAAUUCUAUAAAUGCUCCGAAGGAAAGCCUGCAGCAUUGGAUUGUCCGCAAAAUCUUCUUUACAAUCCAGAAAAGGAAUAUUGUGAUUGGCCUUGGAAUGUUGACUGUGGCAACAGAGUUAUUCCUAGUGAAUAGUAGAUGAGAAGAGAAUCAGCCAAUACGUUCGGUCCUAAUCUUAUAGUGAAAUUUUGCGGCUGAAAAUUCUGUAGGUUUGAUUUUUUCUCAGGAAUAUUGCGACCAAUUCUACAUUUGCAAUCAUGGCCAACCCGUUACCAUGCAAAGGCCACCUGUUUUGUAAAGUUGCUGCUUUUGUAAACUGUGGAAAUAGAAUUAUAGCAGAUAAUUAUGUUGGUGGAAAUCACAAAAAAAUAUAAAAUGUAAUACUUUUUUUAAUUUAGAAUUUUAAUAGCAUAGGUAAUUGAUAUUACUUUUAAUUUCAUCGUUUUUUGAUGUUUUCAGUUAAUUGUAUAUAUGUUUUUGUAUAAUAUUUGAUUAAUAAAUAUUUUUUUAAAUAAAA